CCGAUCACUUAUCAGAGAAGCUUACAACACUCGAGGAAUUGUAAAACUUAAUCAUGGAGUAAAGGAUAACAAGAUGUUAUGUAAGAAAAUUUUUGAUAAAAUCGACGAACUUGAGAAAAAGCUGAAAACAUCCCAAACCACAACAAACGAAAGCGAUGAGGAGGACGAUGACUUCCCAAUUUGAAACAUGGAUGAUUUCGAUUCAGUUAACUUGAAACUUCAAAACAAAACAACUCGUAAACAACUGAGGAUCCGCCUUGACUCUAUUGGAGGAAAAAACAUCGGCGAUAUCGUCCGAAAAAUUUGUGUUUUCUGCUUGAAUAAAAAGUUUGCUCGAAACUUCAGUUGGGAAGGAAACAGAGGAAAUAUGUGUCUUAAAGACACAAUGCUUGGCAAAGUCAUGCUAGGUGUAAUCCUUAAAUAUGAAAAACCUAAAAUAAAAAGUCAUGAGGCGAUAUUGGCUAUUCAAAAUUGGCUGAAACAUGCAAAGGAUGGUAUGAAAGCAGAGUUGGCGGCGGCAGCGGCAGCAAAAAAAAAGGAGGAGAAUAAAAACAAUGAAAAAGAGGAUGAUUCCGAAAAAGACAGAAGGCCACUACCAUCUUCGUCCUCUGAUGAUGAAGAUUAA
Daphnia magna is the source of this 625-nucleotide messenger RNA. RefSeq lists its product as uncharacterized. NCBI's taxonomy places the organism in Eukaryota, Metazoa, Arthropoda, Branchiopoda, Diplostraca, Daphniidae. The transcript is spliced from 4 exons. The coding region runs from base 188 to 625 and encodes 145 amino acids. The record is from RefSeq and is a predicted model, not a curated record.